Morus notabilis is the source of this 1154-nucleotide messenger RNA. RefSeq names its product glycine-rich cell wall structural protein 2. The coding region runs from base 55 to 855 and encodes 266 amino acids. NCBI's taxonomy places the organism in Eukaryota, Viridiplantae, Streptophyta, Magnoliopsida, Rosales, Moraceae. The record is from RefSeq and is a predicted model, not a curated record. The transcript has a single exon.
CAAGCUAUCUAGCUCUCUACAUUGUAUACUUCUAAAAAUAUAUAUAUAUCGGAAAUGGCUUCUGGGGCUUGGAGAAUCGUUUUGUUAUCUCUUUUUUUCUUUAAUGUUUUUGUGGUGAGUGUUGUUGCGAGGGAUAUUGCAGUUACUUCGAAGGAAGAUGAGGAGGAGAAGACGUUAGAACAUGGGAAGGGAGAUGGCUUUGGUGUUGGACUCGGUGGCGGUGGCGGCUUCGGAGGCGGCGGAGGGUUUGGUGGUGGUGCUGGUGGCGGCUUUGGUAAGGGUGGUGGUUACGGUAAAGGCGGUGGUGGUGGCUUUGGCAAGGGUGGUGGAGGAGGCGGCGGUUACGGCAAGGGUGGUGGAGGAGGCGGCGGUUUCGGAAAGGGUGGAGGAGGCGGCGGCGGGUAUGGGAAGGGUGGAGGCGGCGGCGGCGGCUUUGGCAAGGGUGGAGGAGGGGGGGGGGGCUUUGGAAAGGGGGGAGGAGGCGGCGGGGGCUUUGGAAAGGGGGGAGGAGGCGGCGGUUACGGCAAGGGUGGUGGAGGCGGUGGCGGUUUUGGCAAGGGUGGAGGAGGAGGUGGAGGCUUUGGAAAGGGUGGUGGCUAUGGAGGAGGACAUGGGAAAGGUGGUGGUGGAUAUGGUGGUGGAGGACAUGGGAAAGGUGGUGGUGGAUAUGGUGGUGGAGGACAUGGGAAAGGUGGUGGAUUUGGAGGCGGCGGUGGCUUUGGAGGGGGACACGGAAAGGGCGGUGGAUUUGGCGGAGGUGGUAAGGGUGGUGGCUACGGUGGCGGUGGUGGAUAUGGAGGCGGUGGCGGUGGUGGCUAUGGUGGCGGCGGAGGUGGUGGCAAUGGACACCCCUAAAUUAAGUUCACGAUGUAUGCAUAGUUAGUGAUCACGAGAUGGAUGCAAAAAUAAUAAGUUCACAAAUUUGAUAGUAUUUUAAGCGCAUGCAUACCUAAUAUGAUAGACGUUUGGCGCAACUAGUAAUAAUCUCCGUCAUGUCUUCUUCUGCGUAUUCUCUUCUAUGAAAUUAAGUUCAUGUAUUCUUCAAUAUAAAUGCUAGAAAAGAGUGGAGAGGCAAUUAUGUACAAGUGUGUAUCUGCUUUCCUUAAUAAAAUCUGUUUACUUUUUGAGUUAUACAUAUUAACUACUUUUUCUUA